Messenger RNA from Acipenser ruthenus (sterlet), 3744 nucleotides. Its product is annotated as SERTA domain-containing protein 4-like. Bases 665 to 1480 code for a protein of 271 amino acids. The record is from RefSeq and is a predicted model, not a curated record. The transcript has 6 exons. Gene Ontology annotation, cellular component: nucleus. Lineage: Eukaryota; Metazoa; Chordata; Actinopteri; Acipenseriformes; Acipenseridae.
AGAGAGAGAGAGAGAGAGAGAGAGAGGUGACGCCUGCGUUUUUGUAGACGUCUUCCACAACCUUUAUGUUCAAAUCGAGAGAGCCGCGGCACCAUACCUCUGCUUGAGAUUGAGUCGGCUCUGUAUACUGUGCUGUACCUCUCGCUGUCAACACCGUGCGAAGUGUUGUUGAAUGAGAAACCGUUCUGGUGACCGCAAGAUUUUCUGGCUUCCCGGUCGCAGUACUGUUCAACUGGUGUACUUUCUUUGUUAAAAGGGAUGUGCGAGAAGGCUUAAUCUCACUUGAACUGCAGUGUGGGCGAAAGGUUGUUAAUCAUCUGAAAAAGCUGGCUGUGCGCAAGGAUUACAUACAGACUGAAGAGGAGGGAAAUACAACCAGGGGGAAGCUCAGAAAUUCACAAAGGAAUAUCCUCUUUGGGAAGCAGAAGGUGAUGGAACAGAGGAAGGAAAGAGAUUUGGUGAAGUGUGACUAAGAGAAGCACAAGAGACCACUUGAGGAUAUCAGAGGAGCCACAGAGGUCUUAUGCUUUACUUUUAACAAAACCAUGAGAUCGCGACGUAACCCUUUUAUAGAGCGGUAGUCACUUUCACCUUUGUAAUACAGCAUCGGCUUACUACAGAUACUACUCCAACUUCAUUUCAACAAGAGUGCCGAGUACAAGAGAUGACCCGGGUCCUGUCGAUGAAUACACUCGGUGACCACACUGCCCCUGCAGGAGACUCCGAAAUCCCAGGGUUCCCGUCCCAUUGGGAGUCACAGCGCUGCAGCAAGGGCUGCAUCUCCGGGCCUGUUCCACUAGAGUGUGCUGCAGGACAAUUGGCCGGAGAAUCCCAUUACCAGACACCAGAUCCUGUAGCCACGUCGAGGAUCACAUACUUCAAACGGAAGUAUGUAGAAGACGAGGACUCCCACCCAGUCCUGUACAACUGCUGCCAGAGAAUGACGCCAGCCUUCGAGGAGCGGGCCCACGUGCUGCGGGUGUCUUUGGACAAGUUGCGUUUCAUCGAGGACCCCGAGGCCUUCCUGCGGCGCUCUGUCCUCGUCAACAACCUACUGAGGAGGCUGCGGGCCGAGAUCCUGCUACAGAGCGACUGGUGCUUCUCCCCUCCGCCCCCUGCCUCUUCUCCAUCGGCCAGCCAUUGCCCCUGGGAGAACCCAGCCACUCGGGCCUGCUUCACCAGCAUACCGCCCGUCAAGGGACACUACCGCAAACGAUUCCGCGUGAGCCGGGGAGAGGAGGAGCGCUUUGAGCACUGCUGCUGUUUCUACGGGGGCCGCUACCUGCGCUUGCCCUUCUCUGUGUGUGAUGAAGCUCCUUCCUCUUCAUCAUCAUCAUCAUCAUCGUCUUCCUCCUCUUCCUCCCCACUCAUCCGUCAGCUGCUUCCGAUGGAGGGCGAGGCCAAACUGCAUGCCUUUUACCCUUGCCUCAACCUACCAGGACCUGGAAAACUAACAGGGGAACAUGAAGCACCAAAGUAGGACAGGACAUGCACUUCUGUAGGUGAGCCUGGGGUGGCUAAAAUAUUGGAUGUGCAACAAGAGGAAGCUGGGAGAUGCUAUGGAACUGCAGGCCACUCAAGCUGAAAAUGACAUAUUACAGAAAUGGGUCAGGAGACUAAGGUCUGCUGCAGCAUUGGGAGAAAAAAGGUAAAGAUAGCAGAUUCUCUUUUGAUAAAACACUUACUUGUUUCAGAAGCCAUUUGUUCUUAAGACUGAAAGGGAUGCAGUGUGCGAAGCACUCGCAUUUCAAUAAUCCAGAGUGUUAUUUGCAGAUUUUUUGCUAGGGAUGGUUUCCCAAGAUCUGGAGAUGUAAUAGCAGAAUUAUUUACAUUGAAUGAAAAUGAAACCUAAGUAAUGGGAUCACAAAAUAAGAGGCUUGUUGGAUGCAGAUGAUGGAUUGACAAUACAUAAAUACAACAUGGUGCCUUAUGAUUGUAAAAAAAAAAAAAAAAAAAAAAAAAAAAAGUUUAAAGAUGUUUAAUUGUUUUGGAAUGGCUUUAUGUGCAUGUUCAGUAAUGGGUUUAUAUAACACUGGGGGAUAUUAUGAGGACCUUUUGAUGUUGUUUCUUAGGGAUGUGAAUACCUGGUAAAUAGACCCUUGGGGUGUCUGAUUCCCCAAAACAAAACUAAAGGACCACUUAAUUGCUGUUUGUAAUGCCAAUGUUUCAGAAGCUAAAACAGUGUGAUGCAUUCAAGUAUAAGUCCAUGAUAAUGAACAAAUAACAACUGUAAUUAGGGGGUCUGCAGUACAAUGGAAUAUUGUAUUUUAUUUUAUUUGGGCAGGUUGGUUUGGGGUCCUGGAGUUUCUUGUGCUAAUUCAUAGACAUUCCAUAGACAGGAAUAGGCCCGGUAUUAUGUCAUUGGGACUUGGACUUGAAAAUACAAGAUUUCAGUGGGAAGCCCUUAAAACAAUUGGAAUGGAAUUUCGUUGGGAGUAAAAUCUGAACAUAUUUUCUAGUUAUUUUCAAGUUAUACAGAAAACAAAAAAAGAUUCAUAAUUAAUUCAAGGAACAACAGCUAUUCCAAGAUACUGACGAACAUUAUUUUAAAGGGUUAAUCUUAAAUGCACCUCUCAGGAUUCAAAUAACAAAAUCACAGCGCUGUGUUUUUUAUUUUAUUUUUUAAUUCUUCCUGUAUGUGAGACACAUUGAGAGGUUCCAAAGACCACUCAAAGUCUUUCCAGUGGUGUGAGUUGGGUUCAAUAUUCAGAAUUCAUAUUACAAAUUCUGAAUACCUUUUGUACAAAAACCAAGAAACCUGGGUUUACCCCUUUAUUAACUUGUUAGGUAAUGAAUACAGCUGGAUUUAGUCUCAGGGUCUUGCUGACUGUAUAAACAUCUGUUAUUAUAUAUUGUAUUGACACAGGACAGAACAACUGAGAUGCUGAUGCACUUUGUUAGCUAUUGCUUUUUUGUUAACCUAUUUUGGAAUUUAGUCAAAUUUGCAAGACAUCUCUGCAUUUUACAAAAUAAAAUGUACAUAUUCUUUUUACUGGAAGUGGGCAAUGCAAUUAUUAACUUCUUUUCUGAAAGAUAUCUACAGUAUUUACACUAUACUGAGGCCAACUUUGGGUCUCAAGAGGGUGGUGUAUUCUGUCAAGCUACCUACACCAUUUCUUCCAGCACCUGAUAUUACGAGGAGUAGCUGGUACAGACCAAUACUGCCCAUGUCAAAGUAUGUCAAAGUAUGUCUGUCAAAGUGUAUUAACGCUUAGCAAAAGCAUGGUGAAACCCAUAGAGGUAGAAUAAAUCAUAUUAAAAAAAUAUGACAAACCAUGUUAAACUGGUAAAAAUGAAAAAACAUAGGAAAACAGCAAAAUGACAAAUUUAAUUUUGUGCAAAUUUAACAUGGUAAACUUGUAUAAGGUUGACAACACUGGUGACCUACUGAGAUGGCUAUAUUUCACUACUUAUGACAGAGGGUAAGGGUGUAUUUUUUUACACAGAGGGUGGUAAAUGGAUGGAAUUGGUUACUAAGCCACAUUGAAUCAUUGGGAUCCUUUAUGGUCAGCUACUAGCAACCUGGCAAGCAUGGUCUCUUCUCGUUUAUAACUUUUCUUAUCUACUUAUGUUAUUAAUUCAUGUUUAUAAAAUACAUUUUUAAAAAAGCCUGCAUCCCUUUCAUAAAAUGUAAAUGUUAUUAGCCAGGUUAUAUGGUAUCAUUAUGGAAACCAAGUCUGUAUGGUGUAUAUGAAAAUAAAUGUAAUGACAAUAAUAAUAAAAUAUUGUGUUCGAAUGCAUUUU